Messenger RNA from Loa loa (African eye worm), 1494 nucleotides. Its product is annotated as voltage-gated potassium channel. The record is from RefSeq and is a predicted model, not a curated record. The transcript is spliced from 8 exons. Bases 1 to 1494 code for a protein of 497 amino acids. Gene Ontology annotation, cellular component: membrane; voltage-gated potassium channel complex. Gene Ontology annotation, molecular function: delayed rectifier potassium channel activity. Gene Ontology annotation, biological process: potassium ion transmembrane transport; protein homooligomerization. NCBI's taxonomy places the organism in Eukaryota, Metazoa, Nematoda, Chromadorea, Rhabditida, Onchocercidae.
AUGAUCACCGGUGCGGCCCAAAAGCACAGGAAACGGCUUGUUUCGCUACACCAGAUCGAUGCGGCUUCAAGUAUCGGAAAAAGGAACGCUGACCGUCUCCAUGAAAUUUGGGGUAGCGGAACGGACUGUUUCCAGGCAGUACCACCCGAUGGACAUAGUGACGAUGGCGAACCAAUGCUUCUUAGGCUUAAUAUUGGUGGUACCUCAUACCUAUUAUUGAUAGAAACAAUUCUACAAGCAGAACUAACUAGUUUUCUUUCUAAAUUUGUUCAGCUAAAUCAUAAAUCAAGAUUAAAGGUCGCGGAUGCAUAUAUAGCAUCUGAAGAUGCAUAUUAUUUUCAAAGGUCGCCAUAUGCAUUUGAUGCUGUAUUUCAAUAUUAUGCAACCGGUGUUGUGCAUAGGCCACCAGAAAUAUGUCCAACUGCUUUCAUGUCAGAACUGGAAUUUUGGGGAAUUUCCUAUCGAUCUAUUGGCUCUUGUUGUGCUGAUGUUGUAGCCCGGGAUCGAUUCGAAGGAAAGGAAGAAGAAAAAGUUGAUAAUAAAACCUUUGAUAAUUUGAUGUUCGGAAGAGUAAGGAAAAAGAUGUGGACCUUCCUGGAAAGACCUGGUUCAUCGGUUCAGGCUAAAGCAUUUGAACUAUCCUCAACACUAUUUGUUGCUAUAUCUGUUAUGGGUUUAAGCUUUGGAACUAUUCCAGAUUUUCAGGUGAUCCAGUAUUUGCCUGCUGAAAAUGAAACAAUUCUACUUCCAAAUGGUACUAUAACUGUAGUUGAAAAAAUUGAAGAAAUACGGAUUGAGCAUCAAAUUUUUGUAUUAACGGAACGUAUUUGCAUAGCAUUUUUCACUGUCGAAUAUUGCCUCCGAUUAUUUGCUGCACCAAAGAAAUUUCGUUUUGCGUUAAAACCAUUAAAUUUGGUAGAUUUAAUGGCAAUUGUCCCAUUCUAUCUUGAAUUACUCUUAACACUCUGUGGUGUAGACGACAAGAAAUUGCGUGAUUUACGUUGGGCUUUCUUAGUGGUUCGUAUAUUACGGGUCCUACGAGUGAUACGAAUUAUUAAACUUGGCAGAUUUAGUUCCGGUCUACAGACUUUUGCAAUGACAUUACAAAGGAGUCAAAAACAAUUGCAAAUGAUGACAAUUGUUUUGCUCACUGGUGUCGUUUUCUUCUCCACGAUGAUCUAUUUUCUAGAAAAGGAUGAAGAUGGGACACCAUUUACUAGUAUACCUGCUGCCUAUUGGUGGUGUAUAGUAACGAUGACGACAGUUGGCUAUGGAGAUGCUGUUCCAGCAACAACAAUGGGCAAAAUAAUCGCAUCAGCAGCAAUAAUGUGCGGUGUACUAGUGUUAGCCUUACCGAUUACAAUUAUCGUCGAUAAUUUCAUCAAAGUGGCCCAAGAUGAGCAACAAGUGGAGCAACAAAGAUUGAAUCAUAUACGACAGGAUCGUAGAAUACAAUCGAUGUUAAAUAGGGAAAUUGAUAAUGAGGAUUCAUAA